AUGUUCGAACAAACUUCUGAAGAUCAACAAAGUUAUACCGAUAUUGAAUCUGUUAAAGUUUCAUUUGAUGUAGCACAAUGUGAUGGUGAUUCUCUCUAUACAUAUUUACCAAAUUGGUUAAAUAGUCUUAAAGAUGAUGAAUUACAAUCUCCACCAAUGUCAAGUCAUAUAUUUCAAAAAUAUAUUCGUCAAUCUCAUCUUGAAACAAGCAUGUCUAAUAGUAUACGAAAAAUGGCAUUAAAUGAAGAUCGUUUAUUUACAAUUGAUGAUUUUGAAUUUGGUCGACCACUUGGUAAAGGUGCAUUUGGUAUUGUUUAUUUAGCACGAUUAAAAAAAACGAAAUUUAUUUGUGCAUUAAAAAUACUUCAUAAAAGUAAAAUAAAUGAAUAUUCAAUGGCUGAACAAGUUAAAAUUGAAACUGAAUCUGGUUUUAAAUUAAAUCAUCCACUUAUAUUAACUAUGUAUGAUGUAUUUCAUGAUGAAAAACGUUUUUAUUUUAUGCUUGAAUAUGCUCCACAUGGACAACUUUAUCGUUUUUUACAAAAAUUACGUCGUUUUACAAAUCGUUUAGCUGCUAGUUAUAUUUAUCAAAUUUGUCAUGCAUUAGAAUAUU
This is a messenger RNA of Rotaria sp. Silwood1, 613 nucleotides long. Lineage: Eukaryota; Metazoa; Rotifera; Eurotatoria; Philodinida; Philodinidae. The record is from the annotation of a GenBank genome assembly.